ACUGCGUCCAGCAGGGGGCAGCACUGACGCAUCCACGUCUGCUGGAGAAUCUGGAAAAUUCAAAGAGAAAAAUACUUUCUGUGCAAAAGGAAACUAAACUUCUGAGGAUAAAACCAGAGAAGAAGAAAAGACUGAAUUUUGGCCCCUGAUGAGUUUUCUCUGAAACUUGAUUCUUGAUUUUAUGAUUUUACAGAAAUCUUUUUUCAGCUUCUUUAAAAACUUUGUGGUCUCAUUAUGAUGUCAGCUGUGAUGUCAGAACUUGAGCAGCUGACUGAUGUGUGAUGACAUCAGCUGUUUGAGCAGUGUGUGUGUGUGCAGCAGGCAGCGGUCGCACACACGCGCAGCCGCUGCCGACAGAAAGACACCGAAGCUGCAGGAUGGAUGUGACGUCACACCACUGUGUCGCUGACAACAGCCAAUCAGAAUGCAUCUCAGAGCACCCAAAAGCCAAUGGGAAGCUCCCACAUUGCGGCACAGGUGAGGCUCCGCCCCCUCUCUCUGAUAGGUUGGACUCAUUGAUGGACAGCUCCUCCUCUUCCAAUGACAUCUUUCAACUUCUCCAGCAACAGAAACGUGAGGACUGUUCUGCUCCCAUCUGCAGUCCUCCUCCUCCUUCUUGCCCCUCCCCCUGUAACGGACGUCAUCAUCAGAGGACCAAACAGAAGUGUUUAUCCUCCCCUAAAAGCCACGCCUCCUUUAGGACGGAUGCAGCACAAAUUAAGGAAGUAGCUGGAGAUGACUGCUGUGUUCACUGCCUGCUGGCCUGCCUGUUCUGCGAGACGCUGUCCAUGUGUUCGGCUGUCGGCGAGUGUCUGGCGUGCGGAGUGGGCGGAGCCGGAUGCUGCGAUGUUGCGGUCAGCUGCUGCUGCGUGGAGGCGGCCUGCACGGAGGAGGCGUGUCAGGCCGUGUUGGAUUGUGGGAUGUUGGAGAACUGUUGCAGCUCCUCCGACUGCCUGGAAGUCUGCCUGGAAUGCUGCUCCAUCUGCUUCCCGUCGUAGAUCAGCCAAUCAGAGGAGGACUACACGAUGAUGUCACAGAGUGACAGAGAACUUUUUCUACUUUUUGCCGGAUUCUUCUGGUUCUAGGCCGGUCCUCCGGUUCCACAGAACCUAAACCCUGCAGAAACCCGCAGGUUUCUCCAGAAUCAAACCAAUUCCAUUUGACAGCAUUCCCAAACAAGUCUGAGAACUGUUCUGGGACCAUCUGGAGGUUUUGGUUCUGGUGUCGUCUGAAAACUGGUCCAGAACGUCGUCCUGAAACAGUCUGAGUGUCUCUGAGAUGAGAUUAAACUCACAGGUGUGUCCAUCCGAGUGUCCUGGUGACUGCGUCUGACAGCUGGAAAACCAGAUCAGGACUGGGAUCAGUAUAUCAGGAUCAAACCUGUCUGAAGUCUGGCCUAGUCCUGGUUCAGAACUGAACCUUUUGUCUGUUGUCAUGACAACUGCAUCUCUGCUGGACAUCCUGGACUGAAGGAAUAUAACAACGUCUCAGACCCACAAACUGCAGCCAUGUUGCUUCAUGCAGGACUUAGACGGGUUCAGAAACUUUAUUUAUCCCAACGUUGGCAUGCAGCCAGACCCCUUCAUUAAUAAACCGACUCAGACCGCAGUCAGCCCACAACACCAGCAGCAGCCUGUAAGCUUCACCCACUCCUCAGCUCUUUAAAGGCCAUUAAAUGAAAAUAAAUUAAAAGUGUUAAAUUGAUAGAAGUUGCUGUCAGAGUUCAGCACCCUAGAAGUUGAAGGAAUCUCUGUAUGUUUGUUCUCCCAGAGGGCUUCAGGGAGAAUUCCCUCACCAGUUCCAGGUCAGGUUGGAUGCUGAUGAUCCCAACCUUCUGGACUGGGAUUUUCUCCCAGAGACAGCUCAGGCCUUCCUGCUGGACUCCAGUAACCCAGAGCAGACCUGAACAGCAACACACAGUCACUUCCUGUCCAGUCUUUAAGCAAAUGAGAAGAGGAAGAAAUAACGUUCUGCUGUAGUUCUGGACCAUCUGAACCCCUUCAGCAUGAAACCAACUGGAUUUAUUCAUCAUCUUAAAAUCAAUGAUGAAUGUGUUUGGUUCGCUAAGUCCUGAUCUCUGCAGCAUUUCCACAGCAACCGUAUCCUGACCUGCUAUCAGCUGGAUAGCAAUAUCUCAUCAGCUAAGUGACAGUGUGACAUCAUAUCAUGAUGUCAUAGCAGCGCAGCAUCUUCCUUGCAUUAUAACGAAGAAGAAGGCGACCCAGAACGAAAGGAGGAGGAUGGUGGACAUCCAGCAAGUUUUUUCUUCUCGUCAUGUGGCUUUAAACAACCAUAAAUCCUCCGUAUAUUUAAACAUGCAGCUGUUCCUGCUUUGUUUUUGUUGCUGACACACACAGGAAGUGAUGAUUCUUUCCACCAAUCAGAGGAUGGCAGGAUGGGACAGUCCUAAGGGGAACCAGGAUGUAAAGUUAACAUAAAUAACAUGCAUUGAUUAAUAAAGACCUGCUGAAAUCUGCUUAUUAAAACAAAGUAAGAAUAAAAUGUGAUGAAGAU
Messenger RNA from Melanotaenia boesemani (Boeseman's rainbowfish), 2514 nucleotides. RefSeq lists its product as uncharacterized. NCBI's taxonomy places the organism in Eukaryota, Metazoa, Chordata, Actinopteri, Atheriniformes, Melanotaeniidae. The transcript has 5 exons. The record is from RefSeq and is a predicted model, not a curated record. The coding region runs from base 378 to 998 and encodes 206 amino acids.